This is a messenger RNA of Dovyalis caffra, 252 nucleotides long. NCBI's taxonomy places the organism in Eukaryota, Viridiplantae, Streptophyta, Magnoliopsida, Malpighiales, Salicaceae. The record is from the annotation of a GenBank genome assembly.
AUGUUAAAAGACCUUCACAAAAUCCUCCUCCAAAAAUCCUUCCUAGUCUUAAUAUCCCGCCCUAUCAUCGGUAACUCUGCAUUGCUUAGUGGAGAAGGUUAUGAUUCGUUUGAAAAAAUGGGAAGAGAAAAAGGAGCCCUUUUGAAUGCAAUGUUAGCCAAUGCUACUAAUGAUGUGCGUGCUUCGGUGAGGGCAACAACUAUUGAUGUUGAAACGUGCGAGAACGGGUUCAAGAACAAUAUUCCUGGCUAA